Messenger RNA from Megalobrama amblycephala (Wuchang bream), 1197 nucleotides. RefSeq names its product TM2 domain containing 3 (gene tm2d3). Bases 63 to 845 code for a protein of 260 amino acids. Lineage: Eukaryota; Metazoa; Chordata; Actinopteri; Cypriniformes; Xenocyprididae. The transcript has 6 exons. The record is from RefSeq and is a predicted model, not a curated record.
GGACUUUUACGUUAGCGGAAGUCGGCAGUGGAGUCCGUCGGGCAGCAGAAGCAGAGUUCGGAAUGACAGCGAACGGACUGAAAUGGGUUUUUGAACGCGGACGGAACGUGAUGAGCUCGUAUAUGAUGCUGGUUCUGCUGCUGCUGGACAUUUACUCCAACUGUGUGAUCGGGUAUCUGAGCUCGGCUCAUGUGGGUCAGGAGCCGCCGUACACGGCCCAGCAGAGCCCGGUGAUGAGCAGCCCGGCGGCGCUGACCGCGUCCUCAGCGUCUCCAGUGGUCAGCGAUAACUACACGUCCAGAUGUCCCAGCGGCGGCCUCUGCUCCAAACUCCCCGCCGGAUGCAUCAGCUGCGCGCUUCAUCACAACUGCAGCUACGGCCGACCGGCCAACUUCAGCUGCAGAACACGAGCAGGCGUCCACUGCGUGAACGAGCGGAACGUGCCGCAGCAGAACUUCACGCUGACACUGCCCUGUCGCUUCUGCUGGCAGCUGGACGCGUCUCAGUACCGCUGCUCCAACUCCACCAGCUGCCUGACGGUGUCGUGUCCUCGCAGACGCUACAACGCCUCCUGUGAGGUCCUGGAGCACGUGCACUGCUUGGGUAAACGAGUGUUUCAUAAGCGCCUGUUCUGUAACUGGACGGGAGGAUAUAAGUGGUCCACGGCUCUGGCCCUCAGCAUCACUCUGGGCGGCUUCGGUGCGGACCGCUUCUAUCUGGGUCAGUGGAGGGAAGGUCUGGGGAAGCUCUUCAGCUUCGGAGGUCUGGGCAUCUGGACCCUCAUUGACGUGCUGCUGAUCGGGGUGGGGUACGUGGGGCCGGCCGACGGAUCGCUGUAUAUCUGAAGGGUUCAUGACGGUGUUACUGUGACUCCUCCAUCCCAGAUUUCCAACCCGAUUCGCACGCGUCGCCAUCCAAACUCCCACUGCGGCAGAUUCCCAUCUGCUCUGAAUGUGUGUUCAUGCCUUCAGCAGCUCGUCAUCACACACACACACACACACACACACACACACACACUGCUCUGGGCCGAGGACGCUUGUACGGUUCGGUCAGAAGAUGGUGGAGUCAAAUAUGUACAAUAUGUAUCUAAACUCAUCUGUGUCGGUGUUUGUGUAUAUAUGUGUAAAUAUGAGAGUGAUUCGCUGUGCUGAAUGUGAUUUAGACAUUUUAUUUCUGAAUAAACCACUGUCAGGUUGA